CACUAAAUAAACAAAUUUUCCCCAUUCCAACCUAAUCUCUUUUUCAACGCCCUUUUCUCUUAAUCCAAUUUCGCUUUCUUAUCAUCAACAUCAUCAUCAUCGAUUAACAAAGAAAACUCUCAUAUGGAUUAAUUAAUCCUCAAUUAACAGAAAAUCACACACAAAUCAAAUCACCGAUUCGAUUCGAAUUCUUCACUUUCCAUAACCUAAGAUCCAUUUCGCAUGUUCUUCGAUCUUCGAUCGGUUCCGAUCGAACAAAGGCUUUCCCAAUUUCGAUCUGAAAUCACUUUUGUAACAAUUAGUGUUUCAACAAUCACAGAAUGAUGUCUUCAAUCUUCUUUCUACGCAAUUUGAUUCCGUUUCACGGUGGAUCUUCUUUUCAUCGUUUUAAACAUCUUGAAAAAAGUGAUAGGCGUGGUAAUCUUAGUUAACCUUCCGCUUUUUUUAGUUUUGUUUCAUUUUUGAAAGUUUUUUGAUCUAUUUUUCGGAGUAUUUCUUCUGGUUUUGUGAAUUUCUAUUCACGGUUGAAUUUGAGGCUUUUGGUAUCGCGUUGACUUCAAAGAUCGUGAAAGGUGGCUGUUGUUUUGUACCUGUUUUGAGAUUUUUGAUAUUUGAAUCUACAAACGUCGUCGUUUAAGUGUGUGAUCUUAUACGAUUGAUGGACAUCCACUCUCCUGCAAAUGUUGUGGAGUGUGAUAUCAUAAGUAAACUUGAAAUUACUUUUGGUGGGUCAUUACAUAUACAAGAUGAUCAAAAGUUAGAACAUGUAUCUGAUGAUGAUGAGGAUGGUAGUAGUAACUGUAAUAUUGGGGAGGGACAUAUAUGUUGUGUGUUUGAACAGGAAGAAACCACACUAAAAGUGAAGAGCUUGAAGGAGUGUUCAACCUUUCCUUAUCCUGAUAUGGUGUUGCCUUCAAGCUCUUCUGAUGAUGAGGAGGCUGAUGGAGCAUUGACAGAGUCACUCUCUAAGCAACUUCCAGACUCAGUUUCUCAACCGGCACCUGCAAAACUUGUAUCUGCCAUGAAGGGUAGCCGCAAGAAACACUUGGGAUCGCAAAUGAAAUUGUCUGUUAAAUGGGCCCCUGAUGUGUAUGAUCCGGUACCAACAUUGUCGUCACAUACUGUGAGAACUAAGAAACAACAUAAAUCCCGGAUCAAGAAGAGUGAAAAGAAAGGUGUAAAGAAAAGUCAGAAGGGCAGCUAUUCUAAAGGGUGUAGCAGCAAAGAUAAGAAGCAGUAUCGUUAUAGAUGGCCAGAAUCUUGUGGCAAAGGAUUUGAUGCUUCGAUGGAAUUAAAUAAUCUCGAUGUUGCUGGCCAUGAUUCAUACCAUGCAACUAGCAACUCAAAAAUACCAGCUACUGAAAGUCCUUGCCAUGUCGGAGAAGCUAUGAGUAACUUCCUUGAUUUUGUCUCCUAUAUCAAGACUGCAUAAAUAAUUAGUUUCCUGUUCGGUUGUGUGAAGAGUUUUUUUGUUUACGGUUAAAAACUAUUCAGUGCUGGCCAAUCAAUGUAUCUCUUGGAAUUCAGAACAUACAUCGUACUAUAUGCACUAUGUUCUUUUUGAGUUAAAUAAUGUGUGGCAACUUUUAUAUUUGGAAUAUCAUUUCUGAGGUAAACGGUGCUGAAGAGCCUCUGAUCUGUCAUUUUCUCUUUUACCCUA
Messenger RNA from Medicago truncatula (barrel medic), 1660 nucleotides. RefSeq lists its product as uncharacterized. Bases 659 to 1432 code for a protein of 257 amino acids. The transcript has 3 exons. The record is from RefSeq and is a predicted model, not a curated record. NCBI's taxonomy places the organism in Eukaryota, Viridiplantae, Streptophyta, Magnoliopsida, Fabales, Fabaceae.